This is a messenger RNA of Carcharodon carcharias (great white shark), 4675 nucleotides long. RefSeq names its product FYVE and coiled-coil domain-containing protein 1-like. The record is from RefSeq and is a predicted model, not a curated record. The coding region runs from base 150 to 3431 and encodes 1093 amino acids. The transcript is spliced from 11 exons. Gene Ontology annotation, biological process: positive regulation of autophagosome maturation; plus-end-directed vesicle transport along microtubule. Lineage: Eukaryota; Metazoa; Chordata; Chondrichthyes; Lamniformes; Lamnidae. Gene Ontology annotation, cellular component: late endosome; lysosome; autophagosome.
CACAACUUCUGCAAACACACAGGAGCAGUGAGCAAAACCUGAUGGGAUUGCCGUUCAGAAGACUGUCGCUUUUAGCAAAAUCUUCAUCGCUGCCAUAUCAUCAGGGAGAAGGUUGCAUGGGGUCCUGUUGAGCAGAUUACUGCCCCAGAAUGGCAGGAGACACUGACAUUCAGCUCCUAAAGGUGAUCAAAGAUCUUCAGAAUUCGAUCCAAGAACUUUGCAAGGCCUGGGAGAAGAAUCAGCUGCCCAUCACUGAUGCUAGCCCUGUGCUCUACGGGCUGUGCACAAAACUCGAGUACCUGUUACAGUAUGAUCAGAAGGAGAGGAAAACUAUUUUUGGGAGUCAGAAGGAUUACUGGGAUUAUAUCUGUGUGUGCCUGAAUAGUCACAAGUGUGGAACAAAUGUGCAGAAAUGUAACCACACAACAAGGCUGAAGACCUCAAUGGGGAAAGGACGAGCUUUCAUUCGAUACUGUCUGGUCCAACAGCAACUGGCAGACUCACUGCAGCUCUGCUUCCUCAAUCAGGAGCUGGCCAGUGAAUGGUAUUAUGCCAGGAAUCCCUUCCUAUCAGAGAGGCUCAGAUCUGACAUCAUGGAGCAGUUGUACUCUCUGAAUGAAAUAACCUUUGACCUAGCUUUGGAGGGUGUUGAUCUGGACACAGCAUGGCCAUUGGGCAGAAGUGAAUUUAAAACUCCCAGGAGGACAUCUGGGACUAGAAUUCCAUUCAACAAUCCCUUUAAGGUGAUGUACAAGAAGGCAAAUAAUAGGCCGGCCAAGGACCCUGAGCAUGAAAAGCCAGUGGACAUCGGAGGGAUGAAGGAAUCCAGGAAGACUGAAGUACAGGGAGUAUCAUCAGGAACAUCAGCUCCACUGGGUGCCUCAUCGAGUCUUGGUGCUCCACAAGAAAGCCAAGAUCCAAUUCUGAAAAUGUAUACUGACUCUGGUGACUCCAGGUCAGAUCCAGUUCAACAGGCACAAUCUGAAUUUGACAUGCAAAUGUUCCAACAAGAAGAACGGAACAUAGGAUUAGUGAGCAACUUGGACCAAAAGCCUAAUGGAUCAGAGCAGCCCAGAGAGAGAGGCCAAGUUGAUGCUCAGAGGUAUCAGGGAAUUGUGACCAUCUUGACAACAGAUGAGAAGAGAGUGACUGAACGAAAGGUUGUAGCAGAGCAGCAACCUCUAUUAGAGAAACUCAAUAAGGGUCUAAUGGAGAAAGAGCACAUAAUUGAGCAACUGAACCGAUUACUUGAAGAAAAAGAGAAGAUCCAUGAGGAGGAAUCCUCCAAACUUCAGCAAGGGAUCUCAAACUUGAAGGAGAUGCAGAAGAAAGGUGAGGAGGAAUCAAACAGGGUUGUGCAGCUGGAGGAAAGUAACAAGUUCCUGAAUGAAACCGUUGAGGAAAUGGAUAGGAUCCUUGAUCAACUGAACCAAGCAAUGGUCAAAAAAGAUCAUGAGAAUAUGUUACUGAGAAAAGAGGUGAAGAAGAUGGCAGCAGUCCAACAAGCCCAUGAGGAAGAGUUGGAGAAACUGAAGCUUAUGCUUGGAGAACAUCAAAAGGAAUACAAUGGAGUGAAAUGGGAUGCUGAUAAAAGGCUCAAGAUAGUGUCAGAGGAACUGAAAAACAAAGAGUCAAUUUUGGCUGGAUUUCAGAGUAAGUUCGAGCUGGAGACAGGUGAGCAAUUGGCCGAGAUGGAAGGCCUACGGUCCAAGCUGCAAAACCUGGAAUCUCUCAACAAUUCAUUAGAAGACAAGUACAAGGUGAGCCAGCAGAAGGUCAAAGAUUUAGAAAUGUCUGUCAUCGCACUUCAGUCAGAGAUCAGCAGACUCCAAGUUCUUGAGAUACAGCUACUUCAACAGAGUGGUGCUGCCAUUCUCUCCCCUGAUGGAAAGGAGCUAAAGUUGAGGGUGGACAAUGGGAAUGUUGAAGAAAACCUGAGGGAAAGCCAGAAUGAGUUGAUCAGUCAAGAGCAGGAAAGGAAUGAACUCGCGCAGGAGGAGACUACAUGCUCAGAAUCUCUUACUGCUUUGAAGCAAGAACACCAACAGGCCCUUGUGAAAAUUUCUGAUCUUCAUCAAAAGCUAGAGAAAUACAAAGCUCAAAAGCAGAACUCCAAAAACCCCAGUGAAGAGAACACAAACAUUGCAGCAAAGGAAUGGGAAAAUCUAAAGGUCUUGAAGGACAAACUGGAAGAAAUUAAUCAGAAAUUAGAGUCAUCAAAUGCAGAUAAAUCAGAAGCUAAAUGGAAACUAGAGGAAAUGGUUGCCCAACUCCACUGGUUAAUAGCAGAACAGUCAAGUAUAGAAAACCAAGCAACAGAAUUCAAAAACCAGCAUGAGGUUCUUACAGAGGAGAUGAAGACUAAGCUGGCAACAUCUGAGAGAAAGCAGGCAGAAAUGGUUCUGGUACAAACUGAAAAUACUAAACUGAAACAUAGUUUGCAAGUGAUCUCUGAGGAGAAAACAUCCACACGCAGGGAGCUGACCUCUGUACUUUCUGCUCUGGAGGAGUCUGGUCAGGAAGUCGCCAGGGUUAAAAAGCAAAUGGAAGAGCUGGACAACAAUUGUAGGCUGGAGGUUCAAGGAAUGAUGGAAAGAACUGAGGCCAUUCAAGCUGAGCGGGAAACUUUGGAGCAACAGAAGGAAGACCUAAAGAAUAAGGUUUCCUUCCUGAAUAAGGGCCUUCCGCAAUUGACGGAGAGUGCUGCAAAAAUGGAGCUGGCCAAUACCAAGACACGAGGUGAGAUGGAGAGGACACAGGCUGAGGUAGAGCAGUUACGUACACAGUUGGUACAAUUGUCCUCCAAGAAGGGUGCACUGGAGGAAAAGGUUGCGAGGAUGGGGCAGCGGCAAGUGGACGAUGUAGCCUGCAAGCUGGAGAAGACCCAGGAGGGAAAGGAGGGAGCACAAUGGCAGCUGUCAUCCCUUGCAAAGGAGAAUGAAGAACUUCAAGCUGAACUGCAGGCCAUGCGGGAUCAAAUGUGCUCACUGCAGCAAUCAAUGGCACAGGCAACCUCAGACUUUGAGCAAGGAAUGGCCAAGAAAAACGCUGAAUGUAACAGGCAAACAGAGGCUCUAAAUGAAGCUUUACUGACUGAGAGAGAGGACAUUCAACACAAAGCAAAAGAACUAAAGUCCAAGGAUGCUGAGCUCCUGUCACUAGCUGAAUCUCUAGCACGGGCCAAGAGAAUCGAAGAAGAUUUGAAGGACACUUUGAAAGAGACAAUAGAAGAUGCAAAAAGCAGGGAGGAGAAAUCCCACCGGGAAAUCCAGGAUCUCAGGGAGACACUCAGAUCACUGAAGGAGAGGACAGUGGAACUGCUUCGGGAAAAGGAUGUCCUCUGGCAGAAAUCGGAUAAGUUGGAGUUUAAUCAGCGACAAUCGGAUCAGAAACGUUUGUCAAGAAAAGAUCGAUUUGGAAGCAAGAAGUGAUUUUAAUCAGCGAGGUGAUGAUUCAGGGAGACAUUCAAUGGUUAUGUGUUUUUUUUUGGUGCCUGGAAUGGGUGACUUUCUGAUCCAUUUCAAUACGUGGUAUAUUGGUGGCAUGGGAAGCACUUUUCAUUUCAGACACUGAAAGGUAUGAUUUCCAAAAAGAUGUUAACACUCAGGAGCACUGCCAGAAAAUCUGAUCUCACCCAUUUUGCAUCAAAUUUUACAGAGAUAAUUUCCAAAAUCUGGAAGGGCUGACAGUGGAUUCAUGCAAAAUCUGACUAAAUGACCUGACCUUAAUCUUUCACCUAAAUGACCUCAGGGUGACCCAAAACUAUUAACAGCACAAGGGAGUGCUUAUGAACCAUAGUGACCAUUAUGGCAGCUAAUUUGCACAAAGGAGGAUCCUCAACAAUGUGAUAAUGAUCAGCCAGAGCAUCUGUUUCUACAGUAUUUUUGCUUUUACCUGUUUCUAGAUAUUGGUUGAAGGAUAAAUAUUGGUCAGGACUCAUGGAGAACUGCUGUCCACAUUUUCCAAUAGUGCCCAUAAGAUCACCUGAACACCUGAGAGGGCAGACAGAGCCUCAGUUUAACAUCACUUCUGACAAUGCAGCACUAACUCAGUAUUGGCCCUCCGACAGUGCAGAACUCCCUUAGUACUGACCCUCUGACAGUGCAGCACUCCAUCAGUACCACCCUUUCUUUUUCAGAAGAGGCAGAUUCACACUCGAAACUUUAACUCUGUUUCUCUCUCCACAGAUGCUGCCAGACCUGCUGAGUAUUUCCAGCACUUUCCGUUUUUAUUUCCCUCCAUCUAAUUCUUCUUUAAAUUAGCAGCUUAUUCCAUUUAAAGCACUGAAUGCACCAUCUCUUAAAUGAUUUUCCUUUGUUUUAUUCUGCUAGAAUUGAGGCAGAUUUUGCAGUGGUAAUGAUAAUAAAGCUAUCUGUGUUUGCGGUCAUCAUACCAGUGCAAGAGUCAGCAAUUUUAGGGAUGCGUGCACACACAUACUAUAGUGCACAAAUCCCAAACUUAUGGUGAGCCAUUUUGCACUACUUCAGAGCGUUUACUCUUUAACAUUGCGACAUUAACGUUGACAGGGAAAAAAUGGUACUAAUGUAAAUUUUAACUUGGUGUCCUUGGGUCAUUGCUGAUCACUAUAUUUUCCUACCUAAUGUAGUCAUUGCUGUAAUAUGGGAAAUGUGGCAGUUAAUUUGUAUGCAAUAAAAUCGCACAAGUAGCAAAGUAA